ACUUCUCCUACACCGUCACUCAGUUCAGUCAAUAUGGCCUCUCCACCCGAGCCGGAGAUCGUUCUCUACGACCUGGCCUGCACAAAGAACGUCUGCUUCUCGCCCGUGGUCUGGCGCAUCCGCCUCAUGCUCAGCUACAAGCGCAUUCCCUACCGCACCAUCUUCCUCGAAUUCCCCGACAUCGAGCCGACACUGAAAGAGCUGUACGCCAUGUCUUUCAUCAAUAAUCAUUAAACCACUAACAAAGGUCUAUUGAUGCAGCGGCAUCCCCCCAGCCACGACAGAAUCACCAAUAAAAUACACCGUCCCCACAAUCCACCACAUCCCAAGCAACAAACACAUAAUGGAAUCCGCGCAAAUUGCAGAAUUUCUCGAAUCAACAUACCCCUCCCCAUCGGUUAUACUAACCUCCGAACUUGGUCGCGAGAUCGAAUCCAAGGCGCGCGCCAUCAUCGCGACUCAAUUCGGCAAAUCCCUUCUGCCAAGGGAGGUAUACAUCCUCUCCCCGCGGGCGGGGGAGUACUUCCGCAAGAGGCGCGAGACCAUGAUCGGACGGCCACUCGAGGAGUUACUAGAGAAUGAGGAGCAGGCCUGGGACGCGGCGGACGGGGAUCUGCGCUCUAUCAGCGAUUUAAUGCAGAAGAAUAAAGCCAGUGGACCGUUUGUGCUUGGGGGACAGCCGAGUUAUACUGACUUCUUUAUCGCCGGGGCUCUCCAGAAUGCGAGGGUCAUCGAUGAGGGGGUGUUUCAGCGGAUUUCUAGAUAUGAUGGGUAUAGGCAGGUUUAUGAGGCGUGUUUGCCGUAUAUGGAGAAGGAGGAUUGAAUUGACGUUCUCCGGCUACAUUGAUGCGUAAAUGAUACUUUAUAUUGCUAUACCUAAUUUAGUCCCGUUAACCUGGCUGGCAAUCUCGACUUAGCGCCUCUAUUGCUUGCGAUAGAUUAAGGGUUCAGAUGAAGAAGGUGCAGUGAAGGGAGACAUGUUUGAUAGGAAGGGGCAACCGGUCCAUCGCUCCUGCCUAUAGAUCUAAUAUACCAAAAUAGGAAGCCACGACUGAAUCAGGUUAUUUGGAAGAUGCC
Messenger RNA from Aspergillus versicolor CBS 583.65, 1077 nucleotides. RefSeq lists its product as uncharacterized. The transcript has a single exon. NCBI's taxonomy places the organism in Eukaryota, Fungi, Ascomycota, Eurotiomycetes, Eurotiales, Aspergillaceae. The record is from RefSeq and is a predicted model, not a curated record. The coding region runs from base 344 to 823 and encodes 159 amino acids.